Macrobrachium nipponense is the source of this 2499-nucleotide messenger RNA. Its product is annotated as serine hydrolase-like protein. The transcript is spliced from 3 exons. The record is from RefSeq and is a predicted model, not a curated record. Bases 335 to 1285 code for a protein of 316 amino acids. NCBI's taxonomy places the organism in Eukaryota, Metazoa, Arthropoda, Malacostraca, Decapoda, Palaemonidae.
GGUUAUUGCGUCAUAAUGUUUACGGUUAUCAGCUGAUCAAUGGACUUGGGACUUAACCCUCACCCCUUAUUUUUUUGUAACUUCAUGCACGGUCAUGAUGAUGUAGCUAGCUAGCUUUCAAAUGCUUAGUGCAAAAGACUGUCCGACAAGAGACAUCUGUAAUAAAGGUUGCCCAUGCAGUAUGUUGGUAGCUGUAGAUCUCUCAUAUUCAGUAAUAUGAUAAUCCAUCUUCAACUUGGACAACACUCCACAGUGUAGUAAAUCAUCUCAUUUACUAAACCCAGUGGUAUUUUCAUUUAAAUUCAUCUUUAGUAGGUUUAUCAGGUAAGUUGGAAUGGAAAGUCAAGUGGAAUGGACUGAAGUGAACGUAGAUGUUGGCUGGGGAGUAUUACGUGGAAAAAAAUGUUUCACGGGCAGUGAUGGCAACAGGCCUUUACUCCGAAUAUUUGGUAUUCAUGGAUGGAUGGAUAAUGCCAAUACGUAUGAUCGCCUUGUUGCUGGAUUGCCCUCUGGGACAGAAUUGUGUGUGCUUGAUCUCCCAGGGCAUGGAUACUCAGAUCCUCUUCCCAAUGGUGCAUAUUACGAAGUUCUAACUUAUGUUAUUAAUGUUAAAGCAGCUGUAACAAAACUUGGCUGGAAUCCUUUUGUACUUAUUACCCAUAGCUUAGGUGGUUUAAUUGGAUAUUUUUAUACAGCUUUGUUCCCAACAGAAGUAUCAGCAAUAAUUUGUUUUGACUCAUUGACAUUUAAACCUGCUCCUGGAUUAUUUUCAAUUUUGAGAUCAGAAGUGAAUAACACUUUGAAAUGGGAGAAGGAGACAGAUUCUCACCCUAUAUUUUCUGAAGAAGAAGCCAUACAGCGCAUUAUGAGAUCACGGAUGGGGGGACCCAAUAAUGAUAUUGUAAAUGUUGAUGAGGAUGCUGCCAGAGUACUCUUAACAAGACUGGUGAAGCCUGUCAGUGGUGGUCUGACAUGGAGACACGACCGUAAAGCAGUUGCACGCUUUAAGAUGUUUUACCAGGGUAGCACUUGGUUCUAUAUUAUUAAGCAAAUUAAGUGCCCAGUAUUAUACUUCCAUCCAGUGGAUACUAUUUAUGACUUAACUCCUUCAGAGCGAAGCAGUGUUUUUGAUAUUUUAAAAUCUGAAACUGAAUUCUCUAAAUGUGUUGUAGUUGAAGGUGCUCACCAUGUCCAUCUAACUCACCCAUAUCGGGUUCUUCCUGAUAUCACAAAAUUUCUCUUAAAAUUAAAGGAGACUACUCAGCCUUCACAGUCAAAGCUUUAAAGGAGAAUUGCGAGAUGAAGGAGAGAAAGAGAAAUCAUAACGGGGCAGUUGACAUUGUAUACAAUGAUUGUUACCUUUGUAUAAAUGCAUGUAACUAUACAGUAUAAACAACCAUAACACAGUAAACAACACCAACUCUAUCAUAUUUCUUGCAAGGUAGUACUGUAAUCCACUGAGCACACUAAAAUGACCAGGAAAUUAUUCAUAUAAGGCAGGUAAAGAGUUUGAAUUUAUCUACUAUAUGUCAGCGUUCAUUGCUUACAUAUAUACGUAUGGUACAGAAGAUAUUUGACAUAUUUUAAGCGUAGGAGAAUAAGAAGAGCCAAAGCCCAAUUUAUUGCUUUCAGUGAAUAAACAAUCUAAUAUCCAGUUAGUAAAUGAUGAGACUUCAGAGUAGAGAUGAGAUGAUGAAAUUCAUAGAAACUUAUGAAAUGGUACGUUGCAAUGAAAGUUUUAAUGAGAUAAGAAAAUUAGAUUAAGUGUACCAUUUUGCUUGAAAAGUAAUUCACUGAGGUUCUGCCGAUCUUAAGAGCGUUCCUGUAUCCUAUUUUGCGUUUUUUCGCAUGAAGAUUGGAGCAGUUUUGAUAGCAUUAUUAGUUAUUCACUAAAAAGUUGUUUUUAGGAGGGGAAUUCAACAUUGAAGCUUGGAUGGUUCUCUUUUGUAUUGCUGAUAAUGAAAAAAAUAAGAGAGCAGUUCCUUCAGAGUUACAUGUCCUUUCAUAUUUUACCUGUACCUCUUCCUGUGAAAAUUGGCAAUGAAAUGAUGUAAUUAAUCACUAAUGUAGGUCCAGAUGGGAUUCAGCUGUUGGUUAUAGAGAAAUUGCCUCUUCAAUCACUGUAACUGUUUUUUGCUAGUCUUGUCAUAAAGCAAAUACACUUGAGGUUGGAAUGAUAGACUUGCACUGUUUGUUCAUUCCUACCUUUGUUUUUAUUUAUUUUUAGUUCCUCUGUCCUUUAAUAAUUGCCAUAGGGAUGUACAUGUAUUCAUCUUUUGUUUAAUUAAAUUUUGAUUUUUGUAAAUGGUUAGAUAAGUUAUCUGAUGUUCCAUUCUCACUAUUUAAUCAUGGUCUUGUGUUAACAGCAAAGAUGCCAUGGUAUCUGUGCCUUACAAAAACAGUGGCCUAAGAACCAUACAUUGUAGUAAUUAGCUGAGUAUUUGUUUUUCGAAGAGUUAUAUGUCCAUGUUGGUGGGGUAUAAUAUAUGGGAUAUAUGC